This is a messenger RNA of Drosophila takahashii, 1020 nucleotides long. Its product is annotated as probable serine hydrolase. The record is from RefSeq and is a predicted model, not a curated record. NCBI's taxonomy places the organism in Eukaryota, Metazoa, Arthropoda, Insecta, Diptera, Drosophilidae.
AUGGGAACUUUGUCUUUGAGCAAUUUCAAGGAGGUGAAAGUCCCAGCACCAUGGGGUCACAUCUCUGGACGUUGGUAUGGAAAUCGAACGGAGCGACCGAUCUUGGCCAUCCACGGAUUUUUGGACAAUCUGGGAACCUUCGAUUGUUUGAUUCCCCUGCUUCCCGAUUAUAUAGGAGUGCUUUGUAUUGAUCUGCCUGGACAUGGAAGAUCCUCCCGUCUUCCACCGGGAAUGCUCUAUGCGGUCGACGUUCAUAUGCUGGUCAUUCCCCGAGUGAUGAAGGCGUACGGCUGGUCGAAGGUUUCGCUAAUGGGUCACUCCUUGGGUGGCAUGAUAAGCUUCCUUUACACCGCUCUGGCUCCUCAUUCAGUAGAUAUGGUCAUCUCCUUGGACAUUGUGUUACCUUUGAAUCGAGUUCCGAAAAAGGCAGUGGGCCUGGUGGGCCAGAGAUUGGAGAAGAAUUUGGUGGAGGAGGAUCGUCAGGAACCCGAGCCGCCUUCCUACACGCUCUCUCAGUUGACUAAAGACGUCGCCAAAGGAAGCAUUAAUUCUGUUACCCCUGAAUUCGCUAAACACCUGCUCCACCGGCAGGUGUUGCAGUCGCAACUUUAUCCAGAUAGAUUCUAUUUCUCAAGGGAUGAACGAGUGAAGUACACCAACAUAAUGCAAUUUGAAUCUGGACUCGCCGAGGAAAUGACCAAACGUAUACGAAGAAAGCCAUAUUUGAUCAUCAAAGGAUCUUCGUCUCCAUUCGUGGGAAAACACUGCGAAAAGCCAAUUCAAAUCUUACGCCAAAAUAAUCCACAUUUUGAGUUUUACGAGGUGGAGGGUGGUACACAUCACGUUCAUAUCCAUGCCGCUGAGGAGUGUGCCCGUUAUAUAGUGCCCUUUAUAAGGCAUCAUCGACCUCCUGUAUUAACUUCUGGGGGUUUAGAUGGAAAGGAGCAGCAACUGAAGGCCGAGGAAGAACGAGGGCGACAAGAAAGAUUUUUCCAAAGAACCAAAAACAGCAAACUGUAA